This is a messenger RNA of Neomonachus schauinslandi (Hawaiian monk seal), 2224 nucleotides long. It is a transcript of the gene SMUG1, whose product is annotated as single-strand-selective monofunctional uracil-DNA glycosylase 1. The coding region runs from base 530 to 1291 and encodes 253 amino acids. Gene Ontology annotation, biological process: base-excision repair. Gene Ontology annotation, molecular function: single-strand selective uracil DNA N-glycosylase activity; oxidized pyrimidine nucleobase lesion DNA N-glycosylase activity. The record is from RefSeq and is a predicted model, not a curated record. Lineage: Eukaryota; Metazoa; Chordata; Mammalia; Carnivora; Phocidae. The transcript is spliced from 4 exons.
AUCAGAUUAGGUUUGAAACUGGAACGCUGCGAAUAAAGCCUUGUCAUUCUUUUUUUGUACCCUGCAGCCUUGCUAUCUUCAGCACAGGUCUCUAAAGAUCAAAGGUAGGCUCAGCCUAAGACUUGAGAGAGAUCCCAGAGCUGGAGCAGCCAGUCCACUAACAUUGGCACUACAUGGGGAUGUGCAAAGCAAGGGCCCUGGAGGCUAGGGUCCGAGAACAGGUUGAUGGAUCAAGCUGUUCUGUCAACCCUGAGGUCCCAUGAAGGAGAAGAACCCUGGUCCCUGCCCCAUGGGAGGCCCAGACAUGCUGGAAACACACCCAGAGGCUGGCAAACCCUCAGAAACAAUUGGAGUGCAAAGUGGGCAGCUGAGCCUUGAGUGAACUCCGGCUGUAGAAAUGGAGAGGAGUCCAUCGGGAAAGACUCCUUGGUAGAAGGUCGUUUUAAAGAGGAUUGAGAAAGGUGGCAGCGACGUGGCUGUGCCCCACGCUUAUCCACUGGGGCCCCUCCAUGAGCCUGCCAGUGCCCUGAUGGAGCCCCAGCCUUGCCCUCGAAGCGUGGCUGAGGGCUUCCUGGAGGAGGAGCUGCGGCUCAAUGCUGAACUGAGCCAGCUGCAGUUCUCAGAGCCUGUGGGCAUCAUCUACAAUCCUGUGGAGUAUGCGUGGGAGCCGCACCGCAGCUAUGUGACCCGCUACUGCCAAGGCCCCAAGGAAGUGCUCUUCCUGGGCAUGAACCCCGGGCCCUUUGGCAUGGCCCAGACUGGGGUGCCCUUUGGGGAAGUGAGCGUAGUCCGGGACUGGUUGGGCAUUGGGGGACCUGUGUUGACCCCACCCCAAGAGCACCCGAAGCGACCAGUGCUGGGACUGGAGUGCCCUCAGUCGGAGGUGAGCGGUGCCCGGUUCUGGGGCUUUUUCCGGAACCUCUGUGGACAGCCCGAGGUCUUCUUCCGUCACUCUUUUGUCCACAAUCUGUGUCCUUUGCUCUUCUUGACUCCCAGUGGGCGCAACGUCACUCCCGCCGAGCUACCUGCCAGGCAGCGAGAACAGCUUCUUAGGGCCUGUGACGCGGCCCUCUGCAGGCAGGUGCAGCUGCUGGGGGUGCGGCUGGUGGUGGGAGUGGGGCGCCUGGCGGAGCAGCGGGCGCGGCGGGCUCUGGCAGGCCUGACGCCUGAGGUCCAGGUGGAGGGGCUUUUGCACCCCUCACCUCGGAGCCCACAGGCCAACAGGGGUUGGGAGGCAGUGGCCAAGGAGAGACUGAAUGAGCUGGGGCUGCUGCCGCUGCUAACGAAAUGAGGGCCCCUGUGGCCCGGCACAGGACAUGUUCAAGGCCCCCAAGUCAUCCCGGGGCAAGCAGAGGACUACACGCCCCCUGGCCGGAGCCACAUGGGCCUUCUGGGCUCCCUGGUUGCCGGGGCCUGCCGUGGCAGGUCUGACACUAGGCCGCUGGCUGCAUUCUUCCCCUUCCUUUGAGCACGGCCCCUGCUCCUGUGGUAGCUAAGUCCACAGAGACGGGGCGUCUGCCAACUGCGCUACCUCACUGUUGGCGCCGGGGCCUCUGCUCAGCUGAGACGGGCCCGAACUGUGACUUCUGGGGCCGUAUUUGCUGUGUUAGAGGAAAGAUCCUGCCAGGACCCCCACCCAUCCUCCUAGAACAGCUUCCUGCAAGCUGAGCCUUUUCCUCACAGGGACCAGGACAAAGCGAAGGCUGUGGAUGUUAAGAGUGAACUUCUUAUGGGAGACUGAGGCUGGAUCAGAGAAAGAAUUCAGUGUGGCAGAGUGCGGAAGACCAGAAGACCUGGCUUUCUUCAUCUCGGCUUUGAGGCUUCAUGGCUUUGUGAACUUUAUGACUUUGGACAGAUUUGAUGGACCUCUCCAAGCCUCAGGAUCCUCAUCUGUAAAACGGGGAUCCCUACUUCAUGGGGUUGGGGUGGGGAUUAAGUGAGAUAACACUUGGAAGUGCCUUGCGUCCUGCCUGGCGGGUGCUCCUUAUCCUUCUUGCUUUUUUGCCUCUUGGUUGGGGCGUCACUGUACCACACUACAAAAGGAGCGCCCCCACUCCAGGACCUUGCUGGGUGAGGGGCAGAUCCUUGCCCUGCCAGAGGUGGACCAGUAACUUUAUGAAAAACGCAGCCUGUGAUUUUUCAGUCUAAGCAUUAAAAACUCCUCAACCAGGGUGUAUAGGUGGCUCAGUUGCUUAAGCGCCUGCCUUUGGCGCAGGUCAUGAUC